This is a messenger RNA of Haliotis rufescens (red abalone), 558 nucleotides long. RefSeq lists its product as uncharacterized. Bases 1 to 558 code for a protein of 185 amino acids. NCBI's taxonomy places the organism in Eukaryota, Metazoa, Mollusca, Gastropoda, Lepetellida, Haliotidae. The record is from RefSeq and is a predicted model, not a curated record. The transcript has a single exon.
AUGCUCACCCGACCUCUCACCGGUGUUGCCCUGGCCGACAUGCUCACCCGACCUCUCACCGGUGUUGCCCUGGCCGACAUUCUCACCCGACCUCUCACCGGUGUUGCCCUGGCCGACAUACUCACCCGACCUCUCACCGGUGUUGCCCUGGCCGACAUACUCACCCGACCUCUCACCGGUGUUGCCCUGGCCGACAUGCUCACCCGACCUCUCACCGGUGUUGCCCUGGCCGACAUACUCACCCGACCUCUCACCGGUGUUGCCCUGGCCGACAUGCUCACCCGACCUCUCACCGGUGUUGCCCUGGCCGACAUACUCACCCGACCUCUCACCGGUGUUGCCCUGGCCGACAUGCUCACCCGACCUCUCACCGGUGUUGCCCUGGCCGACAUACUCACCCGACCUCUCACCGGUGUUGCCCUGGCCGACAUACUCACCCGACCUCUCACCGGUGUUGCCCUGGCCGACAUGCUCACCCGACCUCUCACCGGUGUUGCCCUGGCCGACAUACUCACCCGACCUCUCACCGGUGUUGCCCUGGCCGACAUGCUCACCUGA